AUGUGCGACAGCAUUUGCAGAAAUGAAAAAAAAUAUGUUCUAGGGCCUGCACCCACAUUUCUGUCGAAUACUGCCCACGAUUUGACUUGCGCUACUAUGGAGGAUUACGCUACAGGAGCAAAAUCGGUAAUCAAAAACAUAGUUCAAGAAACGACAAUCAAUGUACCAAAAAUAGAGUAUAAAGAGAAAAUCGUUCAUGUGCCCAGAGUUGAAUAUCGAACGUACCCAGUAAUUAAAGACGUGGAGAGACCAAUAUAUCAAGACAGAUAUAGAUAUAAAAAUGUGGAAAUUCCACAAAAGAAACUUCGAGUAAAACCAGUGUACAAGGUGGUAGAUGUUCCUAAUUACAAAUAUGUAAACAAAUAUGUAAAAAGAAAAUAUAAAAGAUUUCAAUAUGUUCCUAAGGAAGUACAAGUGCCAUUUAGACCAAGAAGAGAAAUAUAUACAGAAAUUCCAACUCCUAGAUAUAUCCCUCAAUAUGUAGAAAGUGGUCCCAUUACACCAGAACAUUUUUUUAAUAAUUCUUAUAAUAAUGAAAAACAAUUACCACUUUUCGAAGGAUACAAUGACAAUUUUUUAAGUAUGAUGAAUCCAUUUAGCAAAUAUAAUAACAGAGAAAAGGGUAAUUGUUUUUUGAGUUGUCUUUGUAAUGGAAAAAAUGAGGAAUCAAUUUAUGAAAUGGAUCCUCUACUUUUUUCAUCGGCACCGUAUACACAUAGUAAUUAUAAUUCAUGUGACAUGGAAAAAAGUUAUGAAUUUACUCCUGAAUCUUAUAACAUGUUACCAUUUAACACUUAUCCACUUGUUAUACAUAAAAGGAAAAAUAAUUUCUACGAUAAAAUGAUUGAAACAACUUCUAGUUUGUUGGCAGCAGCAGGAGUAUCUCUCAUUUUGGCAGGUAAAUUGAGUAUUCAAGGUAUAUCUCUACUUUUAGGGGGAAAUGAGAAAAAGGAAGAUUCAAUUAAAGGUACAUAUACUAAUGCAGAUGAAGGGAUCCCAGAUAACAAUAAUAAAGAUACACAAAAUAAGGGGAAUCAAAUUGAGGGUAAGCAAUUUGUGAAAAAAAGUGACAAAAAAAAGUAA
This is a messenger RNA of Plasmodium gonderi, 1083 nucleotides long. RefSeq lists its product as hypothetical. Bases 1 to 1083 code for a protein of 360 amino acids. NCBI's taxonomy places the organism in Eukaryota, Apicomplexa, Aconoidasida, Haemosporida, Plasmodiidae. The record is from RefSeq and is a predicted model, not a curated record. The transcript is spliced from 2 exons.